Molecule: messenger RNA, 1210 nt
Organism: Linderina pennispora
Lineage: Eukaryota; Fungi; Kickxellomycota; Kickxellomycetes; Kickxellales; Kickxellaceae
Exons: 1
Coding region: 33-1004 (323 amino acids)
Biological process (GO): regulation of transcription by RNA polymerase II
Cellular component (GO): mediator complex
Molecular function (GO): transcription coactivator activity
Source: RefSeq, a predicted model, not a curated record
GUUCAAUUGUUACCUCUUGUCACACCGCACCAAUGUCAAAGCCAGCGGCCACAGCACAGCCUGCCGACACACCCUCGGCAAUCUGCGAGCAAAAGCUCAGUUCCGCUUAUGAGCUUUUCAACAGCAUCGAUCAGCUUGUUGAGAACGCCUACGACGCACAUGCCUCUGUCUACAAGGCCUUUGGAGACCUGGCCGGUGUCAAAUCGAUCCGCAAGGAUGGUUCCGUUAGCGAGGCGGCCACUACAGACAUCAAGGGCACUCUGGCAGCACUUCGCACUAUGCUGACAACGAUCUCGCAGCACGCCGACGCGCUCACACGUCUGGAGCGUAAGCCGCGGGAGCGCACACUGUCGCCAGAGCUCCAGAAGGUCCUGGACGAGUAUGCGCCGUACGUGCGGCUAAUGACCGAGGCACAGAAUGUCCGGGCGCUAAGCGACCGGAUUUCAUCUCCCGUGCGCGAGCUAGCGACAUCGGCGAUGCGGCUGCAGGAGGGCGAGUUUGGAGACGGUGUGACUGCCGAUCAGCUAAAGGAGCAGAUCGAGCAGCUGCAGGAGGCACACCCGGGACUGACGUUCAGGGUGACACCGGUUGUCGAUCGGAUGAGCUCGCUAGUGGUCAGCAUUCCGACAGUUGCACAGAUGACGCUAUCGAUGAAGCUGAUUGACGGGUCGGCGUGCGAGCUGCAGGUCAUUUCGAUCCAGGUGUGCGGAUGCGAUGAGCUGGGUCCAGGGUCCAAGUUCAAUGUGUUCUUGCGGAUCGCGCACGACGCCAAUAUCAUCUGGUUCUCGAUCGCUGCGUUCUCGAUCGAGCUCAGACUUGCCAGACUCGUGCUGUGGUUCAGCCUGUUCAAGGAUCUGUUCUCCGCUACCUGCUGUGUGUGCAGCCGCCAUCUGCAGAUGGACCCACGGACGUCACAGUACCUGCCGCCGAUCUGGCGCGGGGUCGACAUCAAGACCGAUGAGCCCAGCAAGGCGUAUCACUACGCAUGUGUCGAGAACUCGUAAACACUGCCAGAUCCAUGCACAGCGCUUGCCACCUGCGCCAUCGCAUGCGCCAGCAGCAGCUCUUGCCUUGCUUUAGUGCGGGUGUUGUAUGGUCAUUAGGCUGUAAUAGGAUGCUACACUCGUGUAAAAGUUUGUGGAAGUAAAAGUUUUAAGGCAGUCACAGCUGGACAUUGAGGGCCUCUGUGUUCAGGGCCACAACAAGCUUC